CCCUAUUGUUCUCAGUUGGUUUGUUCUGAAUGUCCUGUACGGAACCCAACAUGAUUAUCAGGAAGUGAAGGGCGGUGGUUGAGAAAAGAGCAGCUUCGGGCUAACAGUGUUUGCGUAGUUGUCAGGUAAAACAAACAGGUCAAAAUGUCUAGCAAAAGGGCAAAGGGAAAGACCACGAAGAAGCGCCCCCAGCGCGCAACUUCCAAUGUCUUCGCCAUGUUUGACCAGUCUCAGAUUCAGGAGUUCAAGGAGGCCUUCAACAUGAUUGACCAGAACCGCGAUGGGUUCGUGGACAAAGAGGACCUUCACGACAUGCUGGCCUCACUUGGGAAAAAUCCAAGUGAUGAGUACCUGGAGGCCAUGAUGAUGGAAGCUCCUGGACCCAUUAACUUCACCAUGUUCCUCACCAUGUUUGGGGAGAAGCUCAAUGGCACAGACCCUGAGGAUGUGAUCAGAAAUGCAUUUGCUUGCUUCGAUGAGGAGGGUGCCGGUUCUAUCCAGGAGGAUUACCUCAGAGAGCUGCUCACAACAAUGGGUGACCGGUUUACAGAUGAGGAGGUGGAUGAGCUCUUCAGAGAGGCCCCCAUCGACAAGAAAAGCAACUUCAACUACGUGGAGUUCACACGCAUCCUGAAGCACGGUGCCAAGGAUAAGGACGAUUAAAGAGCCAUACCAUCAUAAUUCUUUCCACCCUCUUCUCCUCUUACGUCUGUUAGGUUUCGGUGCUGCAUGGCUCAACUUUCCAGUACGAACCCCAUUUUAAACCCAACCAAAGCAAUAACUAUCCACUCUAAAUAUCCACUCUUGUUUGUUGUGAACUUCCAGCAUUGCCAAAUGUACACAUCUCUGAGAGAAAAAAUUAUUUCAAAUGGAUUGUAAAAUGUUUUUCCUGUCAUGUGAAGUGGCAGUAGCUUGCAAGCUCUAAGGGAUAAAUAAGUCUUUGCAAUUCAUAUGAUCAGGUUAAGCUGAAUUUCUACAUUUUAUAAUAUAAACUUUUUAAAUAAAGCCAUCUAUCAAGUUGUA
Molecule: messenger RNA, 1023 nt
Organism: Cyclopterus lumpus (lumpfish)
Lineage: Eukaryota; Metazoa; Chordata; Actinopteri; Perciformes; Cyclopteridae
Gene: myl12.1
Product: myosin, light chain 12, genome duplicate 1
Exons: 4
Coding region: 145-663 (172 amino acids)
Cellular component (GO): cytoplasm
Molecular function (GO): calcium ion binding
Source: RefSeq, a predicted model, not a curated record